Messenger RNA from Acanthaster planci (crown-of-thorns starfish), 1548 nucleotides. RefSeq lists its product as uncharacterized. Gene Ontology annotation, cellular component: membrane. Gene Ontology annotation, molecular function: G protein-coupled receptor activity. The record is from RefSeq and is a predicted model, not a curated record. NCBI's taxonomy places the organism in Eukaryota, Metazoa, Echinodermata, Asteroidea, Valvatida, Acanthasteridae.
AAGCCCAUGGUGUAAUGAUAGUGGUUAGUUUUAAUUGGCAUGCUAUGUUUUGACAGGUUGCAUGCACUGAUGAUUUUCUCAUUGUGAGCGACUUCAUUUUCAUAAACCUGUCAGGGACAACUCCCGUUCCGGUGGUGUGCCGUGCCGAGAUUCUAGAUGGGCUGCAGUGGGCAGAGACGCCGCAAAACACGGUGGCCACUCAGACUUGCCCGGAAAACCCCUUUGCUACGGUGAGGCGGGAAUGUGUACCGGUGGCCAUCAUGACUGCAGCGUGGAGACAGCCUGACUACACUGACUGUCGGGUACCCACUCCUGGAGAAUUACUGGACAGGUUGACCCUGCUGUCCCACUUUUCGAGCGUCAGCCCUGGUGAGGUCAUCAAAGCGACCUUUCAACUUUCGCAGAUGCUAGCACCUCCUUCGGCUGAUGGCAAGGCUAGCUCAGCCGACGAGUAUUCCGCCUUCGUUGAGCUGCUGGAGAUGCUGGCAGCUCUACCGGACAAGUUCACCGAGUGUCGACAGGUGGACAUGGAUGACUUCGCUAAUUCUUUUCUACAAGCAACGGAUAAUAUCCUUCACCCCAGCAACAUCGACAUCUGGAAGGAAAAUCAAGAGGUUGCAGCUGACACUGUGCGCAUUAUGGACGCUGUGGAGAGCUUCACCGCGCAGACGGCAACGGAAACCUGCGAACUGAGUCUGGCAUUGCAGGAGGACACGGCGGCCUUCUUUGAAGGCAAAUACGACAACAUAGUUUUCAGGAAAUCGAGGGAAACGGCAAGGAGUUUUGGCGGCCUUUCUUACACGGCUUCCUCGCCCCGUGCAUCCAUCACCCUGCCGCCCGAGGUCUUCCAGGGCGUGACAGACGAACAAGUGACACUUCUGGUUGUGUUGUAUCCUACUAUCGGUGACUUGCUCGAUUCUGUACCCUCUACUAUCAAACCAAGCUCUGGAAGCACUUUGAAGGUUAUGUCGGCGAUAGUGACAUCAUCGGGAGUCCACCAAUCAGGACAGGCCUUUCAGAAGCUCUCGGUGCCGCUCUGCAUCAACUUUACGAAGAAAGUUCCGACUUUCGGGAAGGAGGAAAGCUGCGUCUACCUCAGCCGAACCGAAAGCGGUGAAAGUCAGUGGUUAACCGACGGCUGUUGGAUCAACGAACAGAGGAAUGGAUCAGUCCACUGCUGCUGCAACCACAUGACGUCAUUCGCUUUACUCAGUGCCGUUGAGACGAUCGAGCCGUACCAUCUCCUGCUACUGACCUACGUAUUAUGCUCCGCCUCUUGCUUCAUCAUCUUCCUGUCUACUCUGAUUCUGUUCUCAGUCAGGUAAGACUAUGAAGUACGCCAAAAAGAACUGAAUUGAAGUAAUGCAGAUGACAGAACAAGAGGCUGUACAAUUCCUACGUCAUUUGCAGACUCUCAAAACACAGCUAUUAACAAAGUCGUAUCUUUCCGCUUUAUAAUACAAGUAUUACCGGCAAGAUCGUUCAUCAAAGCAAGGACGGAUUAAAAAAAACAUUGGGGACAUUUUGACUUUGGAAGGGAUUACAGAA